AUGCAUUCAAAGAAUAAUGCACAAUUUCAACAAGCUUCCUAUUCGAAAGUUCCCCCUUCCACUGCUGUACUAUUAAACAAUGAGACCCACAGAACUAAUCGCGACAACAGUCCAGUACAGAAAGAUAUCAGCGACAUGUCUGGGUCAACUGGACCAUUUGUUUCGAAUAACAUUUCUAAAGAAAAAUCACAACAACCACCCAUGAUGUUACCAAACUUGAGAGAUUUACUGAAUGAAUCAGCACCGCCUUCAGCACAUGUUGCAGAAACCUUGUAUCCACGUGUCCAGUACCAACAAUCACAGCCACAGAAUGGUGGCAACUUUAACUCCAGAAACUUGCAUUCAUACUAUUCGAAUACAAACAACAACAUGUCUUCCAAUCCCAUGCAUCAACAACAAUAUCCAAAUUUGGGUUUUGAUAAAAUCCCAGCUCACAUUCAAUCCAACUCUUCCCAACAAAAUCCAUUAUUCGAAACAUCACAUGCAAGGUAUUCACCACCACAUCCACAACAACAUGUAUACUCUACUCAACCACCACAUACCAUACAACCAUCACCUCUUCAACAACAACAUGUUUCAAGAUUAUCACCUCCUCAUGAUCCACAUCCCCUCCAACCAAUAACUCAUCAACAACAUUUAAAUCAAUCGUCUCCUCCACCACAACAACAACCAAUGACACAACAACAACAUAUAAAUCCACAAGUGAUUGCGAAUAGAACAAUUCAAGAUUUGGAGAGAGAACUCGAUUAUCAGUCGAGGUUUAUUGUAGAGUUGGAGAGGCAGAAUAGUGAAUUGAGAAGGGAGUUGAUGCAUGUGAGACAACAACAACAGCAACAACAUGUACCUUCACAGACAAGUUCUAAUGGAUCAUCUAUAGUACCAGCUGGUACUGCUCGAAUGAUGCCUAUUCGAACAAAGAAUGAUCCAUUCGAAACUGCCAACAAGAAGAGAAAUUUUGCAGAUGUUCAACCUACUACUGUAGGAGGAUCUGCAGUAACGACCUAUCUUACAUCGAGUGUAAAUGAUUCAAAGAAGAGAAAGACAAGCGCAUCAUCACCAAGUGCGUCAUCUGCAUCAAAUAUCUUAGAUUCGAAUAAUAAUAAGGAAAUUUCUAUUGUUGAUGAAUCAGUGGACAAGUUAAAUACUGCAAACAUGCACAAGUAUAUUGUUAAAUGGAAGGGCGAAACCUAUGUUCUAGUCAGCAUUUUCAAGAAUAGAACCCAAAUUCUCAAUUAUUACGUUCCUCUCUAUCAGAGUCAGAAUCCAGAUAAGGUUUGCAAGAUUGUGUUGAGUAAUGAAGAUUACAAACAACUUUCUAAUGAAAACCCUGACACUGUUGAAAAGAAGAAGCAUGCAUGGAGAGUUUCUGUGUUUAGUUUGGAUUUUUACAAUUUUGUAAAGAAUUUUCAAAAGAAAAAUCAUCAACAGAAAGCUUCAUCCUUCAUUCCAUUUGAUGCCACAACACAAAUAAAUAAGUAAUUUGUU
Naegleria gruberi is the source of this 1485-nucleotide messenger RNA. RefSeq lists its product as uncharacterized. Lineage: Eukaryota; Heterolobosea; Eutetramitea; Acrasida; Naegleriidae. The coding region runs from base 1 to 1479 and encodes 492 amino acids. The transcript has a single exon. The record is from RefSeq and is a predicted model, not a curated record.